GACAGUCCAACAAAAAAAAAAAAAGUAGUGAGGAGGAGAAAUUGUGAAAGCAGACAGUGCAGAUAAAUAGCAGGCGUUCACCUAAAACCCUAAACCCUCUCCUAAAUCGCGAGAGCAGCAGAAAUGGGGAAGAAGAAGAAGAGAGCCGAACGAGAAGCUGAAUCGGAACCUCUGAAUACAGAAAACCUCAAAAAGCAAAAUGAUGCCCAGCUCGCGAAUGGGGGUUCGCUGGAGGAGCAGAGGAAGAAAAAGAAGAAGAAAUCGAAAGAAAGCGUGUUAAAGAAAGAAAUAACCACAGUUUCCAUAGCAUUACCUGGCUCUAUCAUUGACAACACUCAAUCACUCGAACUCGCCACACGGUUGGCCGGCCAGAUUGCUCGUGCUUCCACCAUUUUUCGGAUAGAUGAGGUUGUUGUAUUUGACAACAAAGGUAGUUCAGUGGACGGUUCAGAUCCGACUAUGGAGGACGAGUCACAUGAUGAUGAAAGUGGUGCUGCAUUUCUUCUAAGGAUUUUGAAGUAUAUGGAGACACCUCAAUAUCUUCGGAAGAGUCUUUUCCCCAUGCAUAACAAUCUAAGAUUUGUGGGUUCAUUGCCGCCACUUGAUGCCCCACACCAUUUGCGGAAGCAUGAAUGGGCUCCCUAUCGAGAAGGUAGCAUCCUAAAGAAUACUCCUAUCAUUUGCAUGUGUGUUAUGACUUGCACACUAGCAGAAGAUCAAAGAACUAAAAGGACCUUGCACUCAGUCACUUAUUAAUUGUUAAUUUUCUUCUUUGCUAAACUCUCCUAUAAUGAAUGUGUUUCAAUAUUAUGCUUACAAACACAUUUUCCAUUCCAUAUCUUGCAACAACUUCGAAAUGUUGAUAGAAGAGAAUAGCAAAAUACAUCUU
Molecule: messenger RNA, 889 nt
Organism: Nicotiana tabacum (common tobacco)
Lineage: Eukaryota; Viridiplantae; Streptophyta; Magnoliopsida; Solanales; Solanaceae
Source: RefSeq, a predicted model, not a curated record